Branchiostoma belcheri (Belcher's lancelet) is the source of this 2864-nucleotide messenger RNA. Its product is annotated as agglutinin-like protein 1. The record is from RefSeq and is a predicted model, not a curated record. The coding region runs from base 250 to 1803 and encodes 517 amino acids. Lineage: Eukaryota; Metazoa; Chordata; Leptocardii; Amphioxiformes; Branchiostomatidae. The transcript is spliced from 7 exons.
CAACGAUGGAAUAUGCGACCACCACGGAAAUGAUGACGACACCAGAUGACAAUAUGACUACCACAGAAAUGAUGACGACACCAGAUGACAAUAUGACAACCACAGAAAUGAUGACGACACCGGAUGCCAAAAUGACCACCACAGAAAUGAUGACGACACCGGAUGCUGACAUGACUACCACAGAAAUGAUGACGACACCAACAGCUACUAUGACCACCACCAAAAUGAUGACGGACACCAGAGGCCAACAUGACUACUACAGAAAUGACGACGACACCAGAAGAUAUCAUGACUACUACAGAAAUGAUGACGACAGCAGAAGAUAUCAUGACUACUACAGAAAUGAUGACGACACCAGAAGAUAACAUGACUACUACAGAAAUGAUGACGACACCAGAAGAUAUCAUGACUACUACAGAAAUGAUGACGACACCAGAAGAUAUCAUGACUACUACAGAAAUGAUGACGACACCAGAAGCGAAAAUGACCACCACACAAACGAUGACGACACCAGAAGCCAACAUGACGACAACGGAAGUGAUGACGACAACAGCGGUUGCCAUGACGACCCCAGAAAGGACGGCACCACCUGUCGCCAAUACAAUGACUACAGAACCAAUGCUGACAAACAUGACCACCAUGAAAAUGACGACUACACCAAAAGUGAACACGACAACCACAGAAAUGAUGACGACAUCCACGCAGGACGUGACGACCCCGCUGACCACCACCACCGAAGUCACCACCUCUAUGAUGACGUCAACCAUAGACUUGACCACUCCAGAGAUGACGUCAGCCAGUAACAACCAAACGACAGUACAACCCACUACAACUCCUAUGGUUACAACUACUGCAGCAGCAGAAACUACAGCAUCAACAUCCACUGCACAAACAACUGAACAGGCCACUCAAGCGGUUACCACAAAUACCACUACAGAUCCUCAAACAACGAUGGCACAGACGACAUCACGAUUAACUACAGAGGCAUCGACGACGAAGAUGUUGACCACAAUAAUGCCUACGACGAAGGCAAUGACUACAAAAGAACCUCCUAAACCGAAAGUCUUCAACGGAGAGUUCCGCAUCACUAGAGGGGUCAACUUCACAGAAGAUCUCAGAAACAAGACCUCUACUGCCUUCAAGAGUCUGGAAAACGAUAUCAAACCACUGCUGGAGGAUGUUUACAGGACUAAGUACCGUGACCAGUUUGAAGAGGUGGUUAUCAAUGAAUUCAGGAACGGCAGCGUGGUGGUUGACUAUAAUGUUGUCCUAACGCCCGACGCCACUGAUGUCACAGCAGAAGACGUGAAGAACACUUUCAAACAGGCACUUAACAACACAACAGGGGACUCACUGCUUGGCGACUUCGUCAUAGACCCUACAUCUGUAACCAUCACUGAGGUUGUGGCACCCACACCAGUUCCUCAACAGUUCGAGCUCCCUCAGUGGGCAAUUAUAGUCAUCAUCGUUGGCGUGGUGGUGCUUUUCUUACUCAUCGUCAUCAUCUUUGCGUUGUGCGUAAGAAGAUCGCGGAAAAACAGCAUGAAAGGUAACCUGUACGCUAUUAGCGAGGACGGCAGGAAAGAGUCUCUACUGUGGAUGCACAAGAAAGACGCUAACGGUUUCCACGGUGGUGUUGUCGGAGACGGAAGGAUAGAUGGAAAGACCACCGCUCAAGAGAUGAGGGAGAUGAGAAGCCAUCCUUCUGAGCUCCCAUUGAACGGUAGCGCUCCAAUCAACGGUUACGGCGAGCACAAUUUCGGCUACCUUUUGAACGCAGAGGACAACGACACAUAUCUCUGAGACAACAGUUCCCACCGAGAUUCUAACGAAAGUCGAACUUUUGUAGCCUGAAAUCCAUAAUUUUCAAGGUCCAGUUUGCUACUAUCUUCCCCUGUUAAAAUAAAUGACACUAUUUAGUAGUAGAUUGGUAGGACAAAAAAAACAAAAAAAAAACCCGGACAUUUUAGACUUCCGGAAAGUAUUUGAUCAUCGACGUCCUGAAUUCCCCCAUGUGGACCUCUGAUACCUGCUGGCUCCCAGCCAUAUUCUGAGACCUUUGGCCUCCUGCCUGUCAAUCUACCCCUACCCACGUGCUGUCAACCUACUACAAUUAAUGGACAAACGGACACACAAACCCACAGCUUAGUCACCCAAAACUAUACUUCCAUAUACUUUCGGAAUAACAGGGAAACGUAGAGAGUAGCAAACCGGAUCCUGAAUAACAUGGGAUUCCAGGCUAAAACCUUUAAGUGCACUACAGUACUUGUGACAUGCUGCUGAAGACUUAUUUGACACCCCCCACGAGAGAUUGGUUUAACCUACUUUUUCAGUAUCGGAAUUUGUCAGAAGGUUCUAUUUUGAGUUUUAUAGGGGUGUUUUUGUCACAAUGUGAUUUUUUUAAUUUAACCCUGGGAGGUACAGUAGUCACCUCCAAAUGUACAGUGUAUUAUGUUAUAUGGAGGUUAUCCUUAGUAUAUGUUGUUAUAAGUAUGAUAUUAUGAUAAAGAUAAAUAUAUACUAGUCAAAGUUUUUUCCCAAGUAUCUAAAAUCAAGGAUAUAGAAUUUAGCAAUAUUUAUAUACAGAUAUUACAAACCAUGUUAUUUUGGAUAUUUCUCUAAGACUUGCUAACUACAAAAGAUCAUCAAACUAACGUUGUUACAAAAAAAACUUUUGAGCUGGACUCAUUCAUGUAUGAACACAAGAAUUUUCAUUAUUUUAGCACUCCUAACACACUUCACGCAUAUGCAGUACAUUCUGCUGAUGUGGUAUCCUAAAGUAGAAUGGAUUCCAGAAUACUAAUAAGGCCAUGUUGAUUUGAUUAUAUGGAUAACAUCCGCGCGCGCAUGAAUUUUCGGCCACC